CACAUGGCUAUAUAAACAUGGCUGUGGGUGCCGUUGGACUGGCUGGUGAUCAAUUUCAGGAGGUAAAGUUAUGCAAGUUUAUAGGUUUGCUUUUUUGUGUAGAUUUAUUUGUAUGGUUAUUUUGUGCGGUCAACAUACGUGUCUGUAUUGCUUUGUGACUUCUUAGUUGGGCGGUUAAACUUUGUCAGCUAGCUUGGCCAUGUGUUAUAGGUAGCUAGCUCGCUAGCUGGAUAGCGUGAAGUCACGUGCGAAACAGGCUUUGCGAAAGCAAGCUAUGUGUUUUAGCUUGUUAAAUGAAGCAACGCAACCAGGGCUAGCUAAAGCAAUAUUUUGAGUGUGGAGUCUUUAAUGUUGUGACACGGCCAAAAACCAUGCUGGUUUGGAAAUGAAGAGCACAUACUAGCGUUUAACUAGAGAACUAUAGGUUUGCGAGUCCACGAUGCAUUUCCGUAGUUUAGCCCGCAACAGGGUCAUGUUAUUUUAACUUUGCCCUUCAGUGAUCUUUUGUUAAUUUUUCAGUUACGCGAAACGGCAACAAGUUGGAAAUGUUAAGGUAGCUCGCGAAGACAUUAGGAAACGAAAACAACCACCAACGACGCCUAUUAAAAUGCCUGCACUUGAAACCUCGGUCAAUUUGGAAGUUAAACAAAUUCAAUCACAAGAAGAGACGUGGAAAACGCAGCUUGUCAACGGCGGGGCGACAGAUGUUUCCCUAAACUCGUUGCACAGGUUGAACGGCAGCGAUGAUGCCAGCGCGAUAAAACCAGGAAGACUUGUCGAGGCACAGGCUGAAGCUACAGUAGCCCCGGCAUCGAAUGGCGAAAAGGUAGUUUCAAAUGGACAGUCAACUGUAACCUCAUUGAGACCAGAGUCCCAAGCGGUACAAAACAACAACAGCCUAACACUGACGCCCAGCAGUUGCAACGCGCCAGUGAUUGUGUCAAAAACUCCAAUUUCCGCAGCGCUUUCACUUUCAACGCCGAAAACUGCAGUCGCUCCUUUCGCGAUGAAUGCACACAUUAUAAACGGCUCAACAAACGUGCAGUCGGCUGUGAGCAACCCUGUGCCCAAGAUAAUAAUGAACGCGGGACAGAGUGGAACGAACUCACCCGUAGUGCCGGCUAAUAACGUUGUCCAAGGAAACUCUUCAGUGACACGUGUAGGCCAGCCGACGGUGACUGCAAGCACUUGUGGCCAAGUCAAGGUUGAUAUGAGCUUGGCGCCUACUUCUCAAGCUGUGGUUUCUACAAUGACCGCUCCACAAGCCUCGAAGGUGACCAGAGUUGCCACUAUUACCCAGACGCCGGGGAAAGGGACUGUCAUCGCCUUGCCACGGCCAUCCACACCUCAGCCGACCGGUGCGCCGCGAGCACCUCAGACCACUUCUGUGCAGCUGCCUGCUAAUUUUCAGAUCCCGCAAGGCAUGGUUCUGAUCCGGAGCGACAGCGGGCAGCUGAUGCUGGUGUCCCAGCAGGCCCUGGCACAGGCCCAGGCGCAGGGCAUCAUCCCCAGGGUGAACGCGGCGGCCAGGGCCCCACCCACUCCGGCCGCCGGUCAGGCAACGACGAUCGUUCGAAAUUCGGAGGUUACACCUGUAAUAAAGGUGCCCCCGCCUCCAGCAAGCGGCACACCAGUGACCUCUUUCCAAAAGAUGUCCGUUUUAAAGGUCACAGGAAGUGCCGUUUCCGCCGCUGCAGGCCCGACUGUGCGGCCAGCUGUGCCUGCCACGGCAACGGUCACCCCGGCAACAGCGGAGGGACCCAAGGCCACGCCCACCGCCGCCAUCUCUGCGGAAACUUUGGAAAAUGUGAAGAAGUGUAAGAAUUUCCUGGUGACGCUAAUUAAGCUGGCCUCCAGUGGCACUCAUUCUGUUGAAAUGGCAAAAAAUGUCAAGGAGCUGGUGAAGAGUCUGCUGGAUGGAAAGAUCGAGGCGGAGGAGUUCACAGACCGGUUGUACACUGAGCUCAAGUCGUCUCCUCAGCCUUACCUCGUUCCUUUUCUGAAGAGGAGCCUCCCCGCUGUGCGUCAGCUCACCCCAAACUCGCAGCUCUUCAUCCAGCAGUGCGCUGUGCCCAAACCCCCGCCGGCCCCCCAGCAGGGGGCCAGAGCGGCCCCCCCGGCGCCCGCCGGGCACAGCAAGCCCUCGCAGCCCAGCCUGGUCACCGUUCCCGCCCCCAGACCCGCCCAGCCACCCAGCUCCACCCACCUGGUGAUCCAGCAUCCGCGGGGCGUGGUGAUAAAGCAGGCGCUAACGUCAGCGCCGCCGCCGCGCGUCUCCCUGCCCCCCGCGCCGGGCCGGACCCUGCAGAGGCCAUCUGUCACCGCCAUGGUGCAGUCGGCUUCCCACGCCACAGGAACCUUCAUGAACCAUUCCUCCGUUCAGGUGUCGAAAAUCAUAACCAUGCACCCGUCUGCGGCCCAGAGAAGCAGCUUCAGGGACGGAACCCCCGCGUCUUUCAGGGAUGAGGACGACAUCAACGACGUGGCCUCCAUGGCCGGGGUGAACCUGAGCGAGGAGAGCGCCCGUAUCCUAGCGACCGGCUCGGAGCUGGUGGGCUCGGUCAUACGGUCCUGCCGCGACGAGCCCUUCAUCCCCGCGGCCGUCCUGCAGCAGCGACUGCUGGUGACCGGCAGGAAGCACGGCGUCACGGACGUGAGCGCGGACGCCGUCGCUCUGCUCGCUCACGCCACGCAGCAGCGUCUGAGGGUGCUUCUGGAAAAGCUGACGGCGGUGGCGCAGCAUCGGAAGAUUUCCUUCAAGGACGACGUUCGGCACCGACAGACGAGCGACACACGGGCUCAGCUGAAGUUUUUGGAGCAGCUGGACCGCUUGGAGAAAGAGAGGAAGGACGGCGAAGAGCGAGAGAUUCUCCUUCGCGUCGCUAAGAGCCGGUCCAACCGCGAGGACCCCGAGCAGCUUCGCCUCAAACAGAAGGCCAAAGAGAUGCAGCAGCUGGAGCUGGCGCAGAUGCAGCAGAGGGAGGCCAAUCUGACGGCGCUGGCAGCCAUCGGGCCUCGCAAGAAACGCCCGCUGGACUCCACAGGAAACGAGGUGACGGGCGCUCUGGGCUCCUCCCCUGCGGUUGUGAAGCAGGGCUCAGUUCUGAGGGUCACGCGCGUGGGUUUGAGGGACCUGCUCUUCUGCAUGGAGCAGGACCCCACGCUGAGGCACACGCUCAGCCUGUACCGGGCCCUGCUGCGGUAGUGCACACACACACACACACACACACACACACACACACACGCAUACAUACACAUACAUAUAUACAUAUACACACGCUCACACACGUACACAAGCAUACAUAUACACACACACACACAUGCACCAUGUGAGGGUUCUUGUCCAGACAGCCUCACAACAUCAACCCUCAAAGCCUCAGACAAUCACCGUCCCCUCAACAAAACCACCGCCACACCACCACCACACGCGCUGUGUAAAAACCACCACCACACACACCCUGUGGAAAAACCACCACCACACACACCCUGUGGAAAAA
Anguilla anguilla (European eel) is the source of this 3497-nucleotide messenger RNA. RefSeq names its product transcription initiation factor TFIID subunit 4-like. Gene Ontology annotation, biological process: DNA-templated transcription; transcription initiation at RNA polymerase II promoter. Gene Ontology annotation, cellular component: transcription factor TFIID complex. NCBI's taxonomy places the organism in Eukaryota, Metazoa, Chordata, Actinopteri, Anguilliformes, Anguillidae. The transcript is spliced from 16 exons. The coding region runs from base 608 to 3205 and encodes 865 amino acids. The record is from RefSeq and is a predicted model, not a curated record. Gene Ontology annotation, molecular function: protein heterodimerization activity; DNA binding; RNA polymerase II general transcription initiation factor activity.